ACAGUUUAUACGGUUAAGAACUGGUGUCAAUCAUCAGUCUAGUGGUAGUUUGCAAAAGCUGAGCGAGCAAAAGUGGGAAGCCGAUACCAUCCAGAACCCUAGAUGGAGCUCCUAACCUUGCACUCCUCCUGCAGUGGCCUCCAAUUGAGUACUCCGUCGCUCCAUUUUCAAGCGGUACCUCGGAGUUUCGGCCUCCCCAGCUUCCCACAUUCCUUAUCCACUCGUCACAAUCCCAGCCUCUUCCGCUUCCACCCACCUCUUUCUGCAUCCCUUCCGUCUCGCGCUCCCUUCCCAAAUUCUCUCUCCUCAAUUUGCUCUGUGGCCAACGAUGGCACUCUCCUUUCAACGACAAAGGAUGCUGUGAUUGAUCCCUCUUUUGCAGUGAAGAACAAAGCAAUGGAUAUGUCUACAGAACUGAAAGGAACUUCAAUAUUUCUAGUGGGAAUGAAAAGCUCAAUAAAAACAAGUUUGGGGAAGCUUCUAGCGGAUGCAUUACGCUAUUAUUAUUUCGACAGUGACAGUUUGGUUGAGGAAGCUGCUGGAGGUGCAUCUGCUGUUAAAUCUUUUAAGGAGAGCGACAAAAAGGGAUUUCAUGAGUCUGAGACUGAAGUAUUGAAGCAGCUGUCAUCCAUGGGACGAUUGGUGGUUUGUGCUGGAGAUGGCGCAGUUCAGAGUUCUACUAAUCUGGCGUUUCUGAGACAUGGAAUUUCAAUAUGGAUUGAUGUACCCUUAGACAUGGUAGCCAGAGGGGUGUUUGAAAACCAGUCUCAACUUUCUGAUUCGGAAUUAUUUGCUUCUGAAGCUUAUUCAGAGGUCUUGACUCAGUUAACAACUUUAUAUGAGGAAACGAGAGGUGGAUAUGCCACAGCAGAUGCAACUGUUUCACUACAAAAGGUUGCUUGCCAAUUAGGUUAUGAUGAUCUUGAUGCUGUAACCACGGAAAACAUGACUUUAGAGGUUCUCAAGGAGAUUGAAAAACUGACAAGAGUUAAGAAGAUGAUGGAAUCAGCAGCGAGACCCUUCUAGGCAGCCACGGCUCUGCUCCUGUAUGUAAAUCACCUGUGGUGACUAUCAACAUUUCAACCAGAUGUAAUGGGAUAACCGUACUAGAGAGCUUUUUCUGCUUGUCUUGGUGGGUCAGCACAUAAGUUUUUUCUCUGUUUGAGUAACAUGUAAUAUUUAUGUGUACAGAAAACAAGCCCUUUUACUUGUAACAGAUUUUAUUCAAAUCCGUCAAUAUAAGAUGUCUUGUGAUACAUUUA
Molecule: messenger RNA, 1262 nt
Organism: Juglans regia (Persian walnut)
Lineage: Eukaryota; Viridiplantae; Streptophyta; Magnoliopsida; Fagales; Juglandaceae
Product: probable inactive shikimate kinase like 1, chloroplastic
Exons: 10
Coding region: 103-1026 (307 amino acids)
Cellular component (GO): chloroplast
Source: RefSeq, a predicted model, not a curated record